GGUACAGUGUGGUUUUAAACAAACCAAAAAAAAAUUCUCUUAAAAGAAGGAGGAAAAAUUAAAAAGAUAGAGUUUAAAAGAAAUUGUCAUGUAUACAGUUUUACUAGGAAAAUUAUAUCAAUUUAUAUUUUUUUAGCACAUUGACCAGUGAAUGGGGAGGAUCUGUGGUUGAUUACUUAAGGACAAAAUUUUGCUGCCGGUCUUCCAUCGAGUGCUAGUGUAGUUUGAAUUUAAUGCAUUUGAAGACAAACCACGUUUACAGUAACAAAAAAAUGUUACAGUAAAAUAGUAAUUUUGGAUGUACAUUUAAACUAAUGAAAUAGGAUCAGCUGUCCAAAAUUUCAACUUUUUUUAUCUAUUGUUUUUACUGGUAUUGUAAGGAUUUUGACAUUUUGUGUGAAAUAAUGACAUUUCAAACCACUUACACAUGUGUGAAAGUGGGAAAUAUUUGAAAGCACUGCGACUUCUGCAGAACAACUGUUUUCUCUCAGACUUGUAAACAUCAUAUGAUGUCUGUUUCAUGAAUUGAGUUAGAUUCUUGUAAUAAUUCCAGCCGGUUUUUGCAUUGUUUUCCUCUAAACAACAGUAAUACAGCAUUAAGCCAUGGGAAUUUCCGGGAUAGUCUGUCAAAGUUUUGGUUGUUCACUGUUUCUGCACUGUGUAUUACAUGUACUUGAAAUCUAUUGGAAAUGUUUAUACAGGUGCCGUAUUGCGACACGGAAGACAUGGAUUUGCAGAACAACCUCAACAACAAUCUUGCAGUCUUACCCCACCUUGAACAUCAACUGUUGAAUUGUGGGAUAUGUCACAGAAGCUAUAACAACCCGAAAGUAUUGCCGUGUCUGCAUUCAUUCUGUGAACAGUGUUUGUAUGAUUACAUUCCCGCUGAGAGUUUGUCAGUAUCGUGUCCUGUGUGUCGGCAGCAGUCUAUUUUACCACUAGAUGGUGUCAGUGCCCUACAGGCCAACAUCUUUAUUACCAGUCUCAUGGAUGUUGUAGGGAACCUGCUAGGGGGCUUGUGUCAAUCCAAACCAUCAAAACAGGGACAUUUCUGGACUAGGUGUUUGCCUGAUCAAAAAGGAACAGAGACAUGUGGUGUUUGUGGUACGGAGAGUGCAAGACUCUGUAUCCGAUGUUCAACCUGUGACAAGAGUUUAUGCGAGACGUGUGCACAGCAGCAUAGAGACGAUGACAAUCUGAGUACACAUGAACUAGUCAGUAUUCCAGUGUGUUCCGCUUCCUCCGAGAGUGAGGAAUCUACUCUAGUCUGUCCAAACCAUGAUGGCAACUCUUUACAGUUUUACUGCACUGCUUGUGAGACUGGAGUUUGCAAGGACUGCACUACAGUGGAGCAUAUUGGACAUAAUAUCAUAUCUCUACAAGAAGCCAUAGAAGAACAUAAAUCCACACUAGCGAAUUUGAUUACUGGUGCCAAAGAUCAAAUUCCUCUUAUACAAGAUGCCAUGAAUAACAUUGCUGAAGUAUCACAGUCAUUGACUAGUCAGACAAAAAUAGCAGAAAGUAAAAUCAUAGAAACUUUCGAUGAUCUUGUACGUUUUAUGAAUGAAAGAAAAGAAACACUUUUAAAAGACUUGAAUACAAUAUACAAUAAGAAACAUGAAGUUUUGAUGAACCAGAAAGAAAAUUUAGACAAUGUGAUUACAAAAAUUAAUCAUUGUUGUGAAUUCACUGAAGAUACUUUAGAAAAUGGAAGUGAUACCGAGGUUUUACUUCUACAGAAAGAAAUGUCUGGUAAACUUCAAGAAUAUGCAUCAGGUUUGACAAGAACAGAACCAGAAGAAAAUGACUUUGUAGGCUUUGAUACAGCUCAUUGCCAAGGUUUAAAGAAAUCCCUCGGAACACUAGGUUAUAUUAAAAAUAAUAGUGCCAUAGCUUAUAAUACCACAGCAACUGGUGAAGGACUUAGACACGCUUAUGUAAAUAAACCUGGUGUAAUCAUUAUAACAACCAAAGAUUGCCAUGGUGAUCAUGUGAAAGUAGGUCAAGCAUUGAUUGAUUCUGAGCUUCAAGCUACCAAUGGUGAUAGAAUUAUUCCCGCAAUAACGGACCAACAGAAUGGAACUUAUGAACUAGUCUAUUUAUUACCAAGGGAAGACAAUUACAUGAUGUUUAUCAAAUUAUUUGGUAAACAUAUAAAAGGGUCACCAUUCAAGGUCAAGGCUGUUAAUGUUGGGGUUGAAGACCAUGGAGAAGCUUCUGGCAGCCAUUCUAAAAUUCCAAGAACUGCAGCAGUCAAACAAAAAGGGACCAAAAGACCAUCAAGUUCAAGGUCAGGAUCACAUAGAAAAAGCAAUUUGAUUGAAGAUGACCUUUUAUGGAGAGUAGGGGUCAAAGGUCGAAAUAAGGGAGAGUUUACAAAUCCACAAGGAGUUUGUUGUAUAGAUAAUAAGAUAUUGGUAGCUGACAGUAACAAUCAAGCUGCUCAAGUUUUCACACUAUCAGGUGAUUGUAAAUUAAAAUUUGGGACACCUGGUAGAAUUGCUGGCAAAAUGCAGAGGCCAACAGGGGUUGCCACUACCCUUAAUGGCAACUACUUGAUAGCAGACUAUGACAACAAAUGGAUUAGUAUUUAUGCCCCUGAUGGCAAAUACCUUAAUAAAAUCGGAACAGGAAAACUUCUGGGACCAAAAGGUGUUGCAGUAGACAGAAAUGGACACAUUAUAGUUGUCGAUAACAAGGGCAGUACUAUAUUUAUAUUCCAGUCGAACGGAAAACUGUUGUCAAAGUUUGGGUCACGGGGAAAUGGUAACCAUCAAUUUGCGGGACCACAUUAUGUUGCCGUCAAUGCAAGCAAUGAUAUAAUAGUAUCAGAUUUUCACAACCAUUGUAUAAAAGUGUUUGACUGUGAAGGGAACUUCUUGUUCAGUUUUGGGUCCAAUGGUGAGGGUAAUGGACAGUUUAAUGCACCAACAGGGGUAGCAGUAGACGAGUAUGGAAAUAUUCUGGUUGCUGACUGGGGAAAUUCGAGGAUACAGGUAUUUGAUAGUAAUGGAUCAUUCCUGAGUUAUGUAAACACAUCUGCAGACCCGUUGUAUGGGCCACAAGGACUAGCCAUUACACCAGAGGGAACAGUCGUUGUUUCAGACUCCGGGAACCAUUGUAUCAAGGUGUACAAGUAUCUACAGUAAGGCCUGGAACCAAUAUAAGUGUUGUCUCAGGCACCCGUAAACCAUUGUAUUAAAAUCUACAAGUAUUGAAAUGAAGGCCUGGAACCAAUAUGUGAGUUGUCCUAGGUUCUGUGUGCCAUUGUAUUAAGGGUGUUAUGUUCCUUUAUGAAAUCUUGCACCAAUCAUAGUUCUUGGGAAUUACUAUUAAAAUGAAGUGAGGCCUGAAACCAACACUCGUUGCCUAUGACUCUGUGACCUGACUGUGAAUCUGUGGAGAAGCUUGGAACCAGUAUGUUUAAUUGUUAUUCUUUGUGCAUUUACAAUAUGCUUCAUGUAAUGAUGUUGUUAGGAUAUGGUAAUCAAUACCUCUGCCAGUGGCAUUAUAUGUCAAGACAUUGCAUUUGUCCUCAAAACGUUUCAUAUAACGAUGACCGUAGGAAUCAUGCAGUCUACAUGUGAUAUACUAGGGUAGUGGACCUAUAAUUUAAAACUCUGCUAGUACCAUGUGAUUAUGUAUUUUUAUUAGGCAAUUUGGAAUUCUUCAGAUGUAGAGAGAGCUCCAUGUACACAUGACUUUUCAUAAAAAAUCAGAAAAUGCCAAAAUUGCAUACAGAGAAUACAUAAUUUGUUGAUGGUCACUAAGAGUUCUCUCCCUUUAUGUGUCAUUGAUGUAAAUUUGAACUCGGUAUUUAUAUGUCACAGUAACUACUUUGGUUGAGAUGGGACCAAUGUGCAUUUAGUUUUUGCUUAUUUUGAAAGAGCUUACUUAUUGAAAUUUGCACAGUACAUUUAACAAAAAUCUAAAUGAAAAUAUGUCGCAGACAUUUUAUGUCAGCAUAUUAAUUUCAAGGUGCCAAGUUAAAGUUCAUAAGUUCAGAGUUAACAAAAUUCUUUUUGAUAUUCUUAAUGUUACAUAAUCUCCAAGCUAUAUGCCAAAUUACAGCUUGCACAUCCAAAGUAAAACAUGUCAUGAAAGGCAAUGUAUUUUCAAGCUACAUGUAGAUCUAUAUGUUAAAUAAAAGCUCACAAACUCACAAUGAAAACAUCUUUUUCCUUAGACUUACAUAUAUUUCUAUUAUUUUUGUAAACACUGUUUCAAAUCUAACAGUUCACCAAAAUAUUAAAAAGAAAACACUAUAUCAAGAAAGAUUAUUUGUAAAAUGUUAUUAAAAAACGAACCAUUUUGCAAGAGUACAACACUUCAUUGCAAAGGUAUGUUUUUUUUCUGUAGUAUUGUGUACAUGUAUUAAGUUGUUCAAGAUAUACAUCUUUUUUACAAUUCUAAUAGAUAUGACUUUUAUAAAAGUUAGAAAUAAAUGUAAGCUUGUUGGGAAAAAAAAAUGUUUGCAGAACUUAACUUGGCACGUAACUGUAGAAUGAGGCAUUAUUUUGGCAGUUCUUCCUGUAUGGUAUUACAGUUAUUAUUAGGAUAUUAUAUACCACUCCAUCUCUUUCUAUUAACCCUUACCAUGCUAAAUUUCUAUAAUGGACUGGUCCAUCUUCCAAUAUGGGCAGUACCAUUUAUCAUUUGAAGGGGUGUUUACUAAAAAUUUACUGACUGAAUAGCGAACAGUGCAGACCAUGAUCAGACUGCACGGAUGUGCAGGCUGAUCUUGGUCUGCACUGGUCGCAAAGGCAGAAUCACUUGCCGCCAGCAGGCUAAGGGUUAAAACUGCCCUUAUCACAUAGUUGCAUUUCUGUAUAACCACUUGGGACACAUAGAGGAUAUCUAAAGGGCAUCAUACCAAUUUCAGUAAGUAAGUAAUUACUUGGAAACAUAAUAAAUUAGGCCCCUGGUAAGUCUAUAUUUGAUGGUUAUAACUUUUUGGCAUGGAGUCAGUUAUAUGCAUCAAAAAUGCUUGUUAUAUGUGUUGUGUAAAUUAUUUCUGUCUUUCUUUUGAAAUCCUGUAUUUUGCCUGAAUGACAUUAUUUUUCAGGUGUUGGACAGAAUGAAAUAAUGAUUACAUGUUGUUAAUAUAUUGUUAUAACAUUUUGUUGCUGAUAUCAUCAAUAAAUGCAUUUUUGCUUCAAUGCUUUA
This is a messenger RNA of Mercenaria mercenaria, 5166 nucleotides long. Its product is annotated as tripartite motif-containing protein 2-like. Gene Ontology annotation, biological process: negative regulation of translation; protein polyubiquitination; proteasome-mediated ubiquitin-dependent protein catabolic process. NCBI's taxonomy places the organism in Eukaryota, Metazoa, Mollusca, Bivalvia, Venerida, Veneridae. The transcript has 7 exons. The record is from RefSeq and is a predicted model, not a curated record. Gene Ontology annotation, molecular function: translation repressor activity; ubiquitin protein ligase activity; protein binding. Bases 690 to 3149 code for a protein of 819 amino acids.